Molecule: messenger RNA, 1968 nt
Organism: Chrysoperla carnea
Lineage: Eukaryota; Metazoa; Arthropoda; Insecta; Neuroptera; Chrysopidae
Product: ABC transporter G family member 23-like
Exons: 5
Coding region: 142-1968 (608 amino acids)
Cellular component (GO): membrane
Molecular function (GO): ABC-type transporter activity; ATP binding; ATP hydrolysis activity
Source: RefSeq, a predicted model, not a curated record
UGAACAAACCUGAGAUCUAGCCAUAAGUGCAGACAAUACAUUUCCAUGACAAUGAUUCUAUGCUCUCAAUAAUUAUAAACACGCAAAAAUGUAUUUGCUAAAUAAUGUAGAUUAAUUCGAAAAUAUGGUAAACAAUCCACAAUGGAAGGUAACCAAAAUGAUUUAAUUGCUCUAGAAGAAGAAGAAGAAUUAGUAGAAAAAGUUUUACAAGAGCAUUUCAGAGCCGAUAUUGAUACCCAAGAUACGCCAAUUGAACCAGCUGAAUUGAUUACAAUCCACAAACGUAGAAAUACAACAUUACCUGCGAUUGAAAUACGUGAUGGUUUUAAAAAUUAUGGAUAUUUUACUCAUUGGCGACAAGUUCUUAAAGGAUGUAAUUUAAAAGCAAAUAAUGGUGAAAUAUAUGCCAUUUUGGGUCCACAUGCUUCAGGAAAAACUACCAUACUUCAUUUGCUAUUAGGAUUAACACGAUUAAAUCAUGGCGAGGUCGAGAUUUUUGGCUACAAUCCAAGAAAUCCAUUAUGUGGAAUACCUGGUAUUCGUGUAGGUUUUGCGCCACAAAGAGAAGGCCUAUAUUUAGAAUUUUCAAUUGAUGAAAUUUUACGAUAUUACGCAUCCAUUUUAAGAUUAAGCAAUGAAUAUUUAAAUCAUCGAAUAUCAUUUUUAACGAAUUUUUUGUCUUUACCCACGGAAAAGCAUAUUUUAAAAUUAUACGAUGAUAAUAUUCGGCGUCGUGUAUCCUUUGCUAUUGCUAUAUUACAUGAACCACAAUUGUUAAUUUUAGAUGAACCAACGCGUGGUAUUAAUCCUGCAAUACGUAACAGUAUAUGGAAUCAUUUACUGUUUUUAUCAAACGAAAAGGAUACAACAAUAAUAGUUGCAACCGCUAAUUCAAUAGAAGCUGAGUUUUCACAUCGCGUGGGACUUUUACGUGAAGGUCGUAUUAUAGUUGAAGGCCGUCCUAAAACCAUACUUGAUCGUAGCACUGAAAAAAGUUUAGAUGCAUUAUACACUCGUUUAUAUUCGAGAAAAUUGGACAAAUUUGAUACAGUUGUGGAUAAUGUCAUGAAACAAGCAAUUAUAAUUACGCCAGAAAUUUCAGAAUUUAAACAAACUGCAUCAGAAGGUUUUGAUAUUACAUCAAUAUCAUUACGUGAAAUUUCACGACCAAAAGUAGAAACUAAACUGAAGAAAUACGUUUCAAAAUAUGAUAAAUGUAAAAUAUUUUUGGGCAUUCAACGUCCCAAAUGUUAUAAGAUUGUAUCGGUAUCCAAGAAAAAUCUUUUAGUUAUCGCACGCAACUUAUCUUGGAGCGUCUAUUUUCUGUUGGUUACUUUAUCAUUAUUGGUCCUGUUCUAUUAUGGGAUUGGGCAUGAACCACGAAAACUACCCGUCGGUCUUUAUAGUGGCGAAAUUAAGGAAUCCGAUGAAUGUAAGACUAUAUAUUAUAGCUGUCAGAUUUUGUUUCGAAUUGAUACAAAUAUUAUCGAAUUUAUUAAAUUUAACGAUGAACGCUCAUUAUUGGAAUCUGCGAGAAAUGGUGAAUUAAGUGGAUAUAUUUUAUUCCCGAAGGAUUUUACACAAUCUGUACGACAGGAAUUAGCAUCAGAUUUAUUUGCGGGUGAAUUAAAACCAUUAGCAGAUUUAGCAUUUAUUAAAAUUUCAUUGGAUUUGUCGAAUGUGAUUAAUGCAUUUGAAAUUGAGAAGGAAAUUCGUCGAGCUGAAGUAGAUUUUUUUAAUAAAGUUGAUUUGAAUGAAGAAGCUUCUUUGGCCGCUGAUUAUCCUUUAAAAUUUAUGGAACCUUUAUUUGGUACAAAAAAUACCACAUAUUCUGAAUAUGUUGGAACAUCUUUGGUCGUAUGCUGGCCAGUGUCAAUAUCAUUUACAAUUGUAGUCGCUUUCUAUAUGACCGAACGAGAACGAAAAUUACAUCAAAUGUCAUAUUUAAUUGGUAAAUUUUUAAUCUAA